CACGGUGGGAACUUCCAAGCGAUGGCCGUGACUCGUGCCGUUUCCUCCCUCGCCACCACCCUCGUCCUCCUCGCCGAGCUGCUUUACGCAUUACACGCUUCGAUGGUUAACCACGACAUCAGUGGGCUCACCCCAAAUCUUGCAUGGGGUGACCCCAGCCGAGAUUUUGGAAUGAAGGGUGUUGAUAUUGCGAUGUGUGCGUUGCUGAGUGAGAUCCAGUCUCUUGCUUCUGGAGACGUUUCAAGCCAUAUCCGGUCGGCGGAGUUGGAUAACCAGAGUGUCAAUUCGAUGGCUCUUGUUGCUGCGAGGAAGGCGAGGGAGAUGACGAAGUUGGUCAAGAUCAUGGUGGGUUAUGUGCUGCUUGAGGCAUGUCAAGCCCUUGAUCUC
Messenger RNA from Saitoella complicata NRRL Y-17804, 387 nucleotides. RefSeq names its product Phenylalanine/histidine ammonia-lyase. The transcript has a single exon. NCBI's taxonomy places the organism in Eukaryota, Fungi, Ascomycota, Saitoellomycetes, Saitoellales, Saitoellaceae. The record is from RefSeq and is a predicted model, not a curated record. Gene Ontology annotation, molecular function: ammonia-lyase activity. The annotation marks the transcript as partial.